Messenger RNA from Eremomyces bilateralis CBS 781.70, 1143 nucleotides. RefSeq lists its product as uncharacterized. The transcript has a single exon. NCBI's taxonomy places the organism in Eukaryota, Fungi, Ascomycota, Dothideomycetes, Eremomycetales, Eremomycetaceae. The annotation marks the transcript as partial. The record is from RefSeq and is a predicted model, not a curated record.
AAUGGCCCCUUACAUUUCGCGAACCCGACCCGUGCCUUGUUUCGGGUCCAAAAGGAAGGCGACAAAGAUGCUCAUCAGUUCGCCCAAGGGCAUCCAAGAGCAAAACCAGGACCGCUGGUGACGUACGUCUGGAAGCCUCGAAAUAACCGCAAAGGCCGGCAUGAACUUUCUAUUCAACGUACGCACCCUAGUCAAACUCUUGACAUGAUACCCGUAACCGGAUCGAUUCGCUCUACUUUGCGAGGGAUAUCACGGAUGUUCACCAAGGCACCGGUCUUUGAUAUUUCAUAUCUCGUAGCGGUCAUAUUCACCCUUGGGAGUGUAAUAUGGUGCAUUAAUGGGUUCUUCAACUUUCUCCCGCUCAUCCGACCGAAGAGCGAGUUCAAGGGAGAGGAGCUUGUAGGAGGUGGUGUGACAGCAUUCAUUGGAGCAACGAUAUUCGAAAUUGGCAGUAUCUUGCUGAUUCUAGAAGCCCUCAAUGAGAACCGGGACGGGUGUUUUGGGUGGGCAGUCCACGAGGCAUUGGACGAAGCAGCCAGGCCAGUGGAGCCGGCAAUUGAGCACUGUAUCCAUCAUCACCAAAAGACUUGGAAUAUCUUUAGAAAGAAAGCCGGGCGGUCAAGGAGCGUAGAAGAAGGGCGGAAAGAAACCGGAAAGCCAGCGGAUAAUCUGGUGUGGAUAUGGUCGCCGUCGUGGUAUGACCUGAAGAAGCACUUCUUCCACGAGAUCGGUUUCGUGGCCUGCUUCUCUCAAUUGAUCGGCGCGACGGUCUUUUGGAUCUCGGGAUUUACUGCCUUGCCCGGGAUUCUCAACAAAAUGUCCCCUGGCCUAGAAGACGGAAUUUAUUGGACUCCUCAAGUCGUCGGUGGCACGGGAUUCAUCAUCUCUGGCACCUUGUUCAUGCUUGAGACACAGAAGAAGUGGUGGAAGCCAGCCUUCGGUGUGCUUGGCUGGCAUAUUGGAUUUUGGAAUCUUAUCGGAGGGAUCGGGUUCACCAUCUGUCCUGCCUUCGGGUACGAUACCGAUAGCUGGGCCCAGUACCAAGCAAGCUGCUCAACGUUCUGGGGCAGCUGGGCUUUCUUGAUCGGAAGUGUGAUCCAGUGGUACGAGAGUCUGGAGAAGUAUCCGGUCCGAGUAGAGGCG